Molecule: messenger RNA, 411 nt
Organism: Lasiodiplodia theobromae
Lineage: Eukaryota; Fungi; Ascomycota; Dothideomycetes; Botryosphaeriales; Botryosphaeriaceae
Product: MFS transporter
Exons: 3
Coding region: 1-411 (136 amino acids)
Biological process (GO): sterol biosynthetic process
Cellular component (GO): endoplasmic reticulum membrane; intracellular membrane-bounded organelle
Molecular function (GO): heme binding
Source: RefSeq, a predicted model, not a curated record
AUGUCCGCCGACAAGGAAUUCACCUACUCCGACGUCUCGGAGCACGCCUCCAAGAAGGACCUGUACAUUGUCGUCCACGACAAGGUCUACAACUGCACCAGCUUCGUCGACGAGCACCCCGGUGGUGAGGAGGUCCUGCUGGACGUCGGCGGUCAGGAUUCGACGGAGGCCUUCGAGGAUGUCGGCCACAGCGACGAGGCGCGCGAGAUCCUGGAGGGCCUGCUCGUCGGCAAGCUGAAGAGACAGCCUGGCGACCCGGAGCCCAAGUCUCACUCGUCGCCGUCGUCCGGAGGCAACUCCCCCGACGCGGCCGGCUUCGGCAUCGGCCUGUACGCCGUUCUCCUGGUCGGCGGCGCCCUCGCCUUCGCCGCCUACCAGUACCUCCAGGCCAACGCCGAGAAGCAGCAGUAG